GCGGUAUUGGAAGCGACGAACGAGCGGGGAUCCAACAAUACUCGAUCUGCUGUACCAGCCAAGCGCCUUUGGCCGUUUGACAAUAACCAGAUUACCGACAUAUCUCUUGCUCUGUUACGACACGUCUUGCGACAGCCUUUGCAGGAGCAUUCAUUGCGAAUUAUCAGCUUUGCCACAUGCGUGAUUACCCUGCGCAGCACGCCGCCCUCUGAACUAGCCAGAUGUCCGAGCCGCCGUCGUCGCCGCCGAGACCAGGAGCCAGUGUGGAAGAUGCCUUAGCUUGGUACAAGUCGCAAUACGAGGUGCUGGAGGCAGAACUAUCCGAGUUCCAGGCCUCAAGCAAGGAACUUGAAGGGGAACUCGAGAAGGAACUAGAUGCGGCCGACAAAAGGGAGCGGGCGCUACGGCAAAAGACAGAGUCUCUGAGUUAUGAGGUGGAGGAGUGGAAGAGAAAAUACAAGGAAUCCAAGACCGAGGCGAACGCGGCGCAGAACGCGCUCGAGAAAGAGAUUACGAACCUCCGCGACGCAAAUAGGACGCUCCAGCUCAGACUGCGGGACAUCGAGGUGGCCAACGAUGACUUCGAACGCCAGGCGCGCACUACUACAUCGUCUCUGGAAGACCUCGAGUCCAAGUACAAUGUUGCGAUUGAGAGAGCCGUCAUGCUGGAGGAGGAGAUCAAGAUUGGCGAGCAAGAGCGGGAGCGACUACGAGUCGAGACGCAAAGACUGAGGGAAGAGCUAGCGGAUCUCAAGAUCGAAGCCGAAAUCCUGCAAGACAAGAUCAAGAAGCAAGAGUCGCGCCAUCUGUCAACCAUCUCGACCGACAUUUCGGUUCCUGGCUCACCCUCCUUCUGCAAUUCCCCGCAUUCGACUGCGAGCUCUCCGAUGAUCAUGACACCACCGGACACCAAGUCGUUGUCCACGGCGGACACGGCGUCAGAGAUACAAGAUCCUCCGUCGCCUCCAAUGUCCGACACCUCAGUGCCUUUGCCCAGCAUCGGGGGGCUCAAGACACCGGCCCCUCCACAAAAGAGUCGACUGCCCUCCGCCCCCGCCGAGAACAACAUCAUGCCGAAGCCGAGGGCGUUCACGACGUCCACUUCCUCUUCUCGCUCAUCUCGUGUGGCAACCGCCUCAAGUUCGAUGCGGACACCGGCCCACCGAAGUUCGGCAGCAAAGUCGACCCGCGCAACAGCCCACAGAAUCCCGCCCUCAAACUCCCUCACCCACAUCCGGACGCUCACCGCCCAAAUGCAGCGGCUAGAAGCCCGUGUGCAAUCGGCCCGCUCCAAGCUCCCAGGACCAGGACCGGCCAAUACACCGCCACGUUCCUCCCCUCGCGGUAUCGGUGUUCCAUCAACCGUCACAAUCCGAAGCCGCAAGCGCACUGUCGGCUCCACUGCAUCUUCCAGCGCCGUCAGCCUUACCGGAUCGGAAACAACCCCCUCUCAGCCCCGACACGCCCCCUCUGAAUCUCGCGGUAGCAUCUCCUCGAGCACAAGCAAGCAUGUACCGAGACUUAGCACGUCCGGGGUCUCACGAUUGUCCUUUGGGCCGUUGCCGAACCGCAACCCCGCCAGUUCGUCUACCUACAAUGCCGACCCCGACGCCUCCCGGCCGAGUAGCAGGGCUAGUAUCUCGAGCUAUGCCCGCCCUCCAAGCAGGGCCGAGUCCCAUGCCAUGCCUCCUCCUCGGCCCAUGAGCCGCGCCGGCCUUAGCAGCAGCCGAACGCCCGCCGGCCUGAGCAGGCCACGCAGCAGUCUCGGCAUGCACGGAGGUGUGGCUUACAGCACGGCCGAGGAGGAUGACGUUCCCGCCGGAGCGCCCAUGAACGCCCCCGGGUAUCGCACUCCUAGUAGGCGGGCUACGUACGGUCGUGUGGAUAUGGAGAGCGGAAUUCCGCUUCCGGGCGUUGGGAUUCCGGUCCCUUCUUCGAGGAGACAGAGCGGUGGGGCUGCGUCUGCCGGCAGUGGGAGAAGGACAAGUUCGGCGAGUACAAGAGUAGUGUUGGAGGAUUUGGGCGAGACAUAUUGAUGGGCAGUGGGUCCUUGUCUUCUCGUCACUGGCCCUUUGCUUGUCCAAUUGACGCGGAUACCACGGCUUCGGCUUGCUUGGAGGGAGGAUGCGGCU
Molecule: messenger RNA, 2132 nt
Organism: Chaetomium strumarium
Lineage: Eukaryota; Fungi; Ascomycota; Sordariomycetes; Sordariales; Chaetomiaceae
Product: NUDE protein
Exons: 2
Coding region: 222-2036 (604 amino acids)
Biological process (GO): vesicle transport along microtubule; microtubule nucleation; mitotic centrosome separation
Cellular component (GO): kinetochore; kinesin complex; centrosome
Molecular function (GO): microtubule binding
Source: RefSeq, a predicted model, not a curated record